GGACUUGAGAUAAGAUAUUUUGCACGGAACUCAAUACCGCACACUACCUGUUACGUUUGAUUGAAUUAUUUGAAGGAUUUCGAAUGACAUAGAGGUAAAAUGAUGAUUUGACUGCAGAGGGAUUCAUGGUUUAAGUUGAUUUCCACACCAUUCUUCUGGUUGAAGUAGUAGACUGGAAGAACGGCACCAAGAUAUUCUUUUGGUGAAGUCGCUUGAUUCAAGAAAGGAACGUUGAGCUUUGUCAAAGCUUGUGCCACUUGAAAAGUGGGGAAAGGAAGAGAUUGUUGUUUGUCCGCAUAGCCUGGUACCACACUAAACCAUCACCAUUGCGACUGCAAACGGGUCAGCCCGGUCAACGAACAGAAUGACCAUGGAAGAUGAACAUGAUACAUCCACCGUUGAAUCCUUCCCUCUUCACAUCCUCCUAUAUCCCAUCCUUGAUGAGAUGCAGCAAACGGAUGUGGCGGCUUCGCAGACCUUGAGGGCAGCAUUUAACAAGAUGGAGAAGAAGAAACCAGGUUUCACAAAGCAACUCAUCCACAGUAUCUUAGAAGCCAAGUCCAAGAAUGUGAACCUGACAGAAAGUCUCCUCAAGUUAGCAGCAUUAGACAGUGAAGAAUACACAUUGACAAGAAGAGAAGAUAAAUUCAUAAGGAUGAACCAGCAAGCUAGGUCAUUGAAAGCUAUCCUUGCGAGGUUACCUGAUCAGUACGCCAACAGACCUGUCUUUCUACAAACAAUUAAGGAUAUAGCAUGUGGUAUCAAGGAUCUAUUAGGAGCACUCAACACAAUCUUCAAAGAUGAAUCAUUGUUUAGAGAUCAUGAACAAAGAAAGACGAUUGAGACGUACCGCAAGGAAUUCAUCCAUUCUUCCAAGGACUUCAGCUUGAACCUCAAGAACUACUUCAGGGUUGGUAACAUCACCGAGGUCUACGAGAGCGCCACGCACCUGAUCCACCACAUCAACCUCAUCCUUAAACUCCUCAAGACCAUAUGAAUGCUAUCAUCCCCUUCCACAUCUCUAUACUUCCCUUUAAUAGGCCCUUUCACAUAUGGUAUACAAGAGCAGCAUGAAGACGAUGGAUGGAUUUGGGAAUUCAAAGUUUGGGACACUCUAUUAGGGCGUUUGCAAAUGUAUUUGCGGUUCCCAAAUUAAUCAUGUGUUGCAAUUAAUUGUAAAUUAACAAUUGAUUGUUAAUUUGCUUCUUACAACAAGGGCCCGUAUUCUUAAGUCAGGUUUAACUUAGACCAUGGUCUAACUAGGUCCUAAAAUUAUGGAAAGCCAACAAUGUCAAAAUUUUCCCUACAUUGUAUAUUUUUCUUUAUGAUUACUGUGCUCUUUCCUAACUCAUGAAUGGUGAAGAAAGCUAUCUUAUUAAUCCUUCUGAAACAGUUAAAGGGGAAUCCAACCCAAAUAAAAACUUGUUUUUAUAAGGAAAAGAAAAAUCAGACAAGUUGAUAGGUGGAAGUUUGAACAAUAUUGGACAAACAACAAGAAAGUUAUGAAUUUUUAAAAGUUGCAAAUAUUGGUAAUCACUAUACCCAUGGAGACUUCAAAUUGGCUGCAUAUGGGAUGUCAUAGUGAUGUAAGGCAAGGACUACUCUUCCAUGUACUCCAAUGCAUAUUAUGGCUAAAAUGUCAUUUUUCCCAAAAGUUUUAUUUUAAAUUACAUUUUUCUUUCAUGAGGACAUAAAACAAUAUACUACCUGGGUUAUAUUUAGAUUACUGCCCCAGGGGAAUGGGUACUUAGGAGAAAACCACAAAUCCCUGAUAAUAAAGUACAUGGCCUCUGGAAAGUUGUCCUUGCCCCUUGUCAUAAUUUACUUACCCAAUUGCCAAUUUGAAAUCUACAUAGUAUUAGUGAUCUCAAUUUUAAAACAGCUAUAAUUUUCUUAUUGCUUGUCCGAUUUCUUUCAAACUUUCACCAUUCUCUUUAAUUUAUUUUUCUCCUUCCCAACACAACAUUGUAUGGCCAGGGCUGGAUUCCCCUUUAAGAAUGAUUUGAGAGAGAAAUGAGCUGAAUUAUACCGUUAGAGAUUUAUGCCACUAUUGGCUAUCCAUGGUUAAACCACAGCUUUAAACCAGACUUCAGAAUACGGGCCAAGGAGUUUAAAACUGAUUUGCUACAGUUAAAAUUGAUCAAUCAAUCGUAAAUAUGCAUCAGCAAUUUUGUGAUUGAUUGCAAAUAUUUUCUUGCAAUGAAAUGACUCUUUGAUGGAACACAGAGUGUAUGAAAAAGAUUGCAAUUUCGCAAGUAAUUAUCAACUGGUACUAGUAUACCAGUGUUAUACAAGUAGAAUACACAUUAGUAAGCUAGAUCUACCUGUUAAAAUGUUAAUGAAUUAAUUAAUAUUUCAUCGUUGAAUAUACUAUGAAGUAUGAUGGUUUACAUUGGUAGUCCAGAUAUCAGUAUUCAAUACCCGUAGUUUGGUUUCUCAAAAUUUAACAUUGAUUUUACAGAAUUUUUAAAAUUCAGGACAGAGUCACACCAUACAUAGGGGUAAAGUUGAAUACGGGAUGAAAUUACAGGACGUCUGGAGUGUGUUUCAUUAACAUUUUCAUCUGACAAAUUUCUGUUAUUUUGAUUUAUUUAGAAGAACAGUUUCUAUGAUAAUUUUCAGAUACAUCGUGAUGUGUCGGAUAAAAUGUCUGACAAGUCCUUUCACCACAUACAUCCCUGGUCACCCUGCUUACAACUUAUUCAUACAUAUGCAUAGAUUUUAGAGAGAAAAGUAGAGUAGUUGUCUUUUAAAAUACCGGGUUUUCAGAAUCACCAUUAUCUUUCGAAUUCAUUUGUCUAAAUAAGACCCUAAAAAGCAUCUUCCUUCGUCUGCUGAAAAUGUUCUACUGUGAUAUACAGAAUGGAGUUAGAUGUCAUAACUGGAUACUCCACCAAACAGCCUUUGUGAUGCUAAGUAUGAUCAAAAGCCAUAUUGACAAAUACGAUCCUUCAAAUCUAUUGUCUCUUGAUACAGGAGGCAAUGGAAGACCACAAUGCCCAGAUUUCUAAAACUGUUUAUGAAACAGAUUUCUGUAUUGUGUGUCCUGUAUCAAAGAGCCCUUUUCAAACCACAAUAUAUGUGCUUUACUGUCAAAAUUGAUCCCAAGUUAUUGUAUAAUUGUACAGUAGUGAUGAAUUAAGCAAUGUGCCUUUGAUAUCAUGUAAUAGUAGCUGCUCUAUAGCUAGCAAUGUUCCACAUUUCUGUCAUUGCUUCACACUUGCUGAUGUGGUCGAUACACUUUCAGCCUUAUAUCCACUGGAGAAAUGUAGACUCCUCUAAAGAAUGACUACUGAAACUUGUGAUUGCAAAGCGCAGGAGAAUUUAGGUAAUAAUUGUAUGAUAUUGAAAUUGAAAUGAAAUGUUUGUGUAUAUUUUGAUAUGAAGCUAAAUGGAUGGGGUGAUGGCUAGAGAAACAUACAGCGUAUCCCUGUCAUAUCACGUCACUGGAUAGUUAGGAAUUCAUGAUCAGUCAUGGCACAAAUAAUGAAUGCUAUAUAAUACAUGCACUCACAGUUUAUUUCAUCUUGUGCUUUUUAUGAUAUCACAAUUGAUGUGAUUUUGAUUGUCAGAUAAUUUUUUUGCAAGAGCAUUAUGCUUAUCACAAAUACCAUCAUGAAUGUCACAAAUAUCAUCUCUGUCAACAUGAAUGCUAUCUCAAUGCAAGCCAUUAUGAAUUUCAUCUCAAAUGCCAUCAUGGAUGAGUAUGAUAAAAUCUAGAAUGACAUGAAUGUCAUCUUGAACUUCUUCUUUAAUGUUUUCAUGAUGUCAUCAUGAACAUAAUCUCUAAUAUGACAAAUGUCAUCAUAAAUGUCCUCUUGUCCUCAAGUGCGAUGCAGUCCACAGGGAUAUACUGUAUGUUUCUCUCCUAUUAAAGGUAGUAUAUCAUAAUGAAUCCUGCAAAAAAGACCAGGGUUUGUUUCACAAAGAUUUAAGUAUGACUUAGAGUCGCACUUUAAUGUCUAUUUGCGUGUGGUGUAAAGGCAUGACCGCAUUGGUCAGAUCAUGCCAAGAGGACGCAUGCUACAGCUUAUUUAUCAAUAAGAUUGCGAGUUGCAUAUCUUGUACGCGUCUGCAUUUAAGUGCGACUCUAAGUCAUACUUAUAUCUUUGUGAAACACCCCCCAGAUAUAUGGGCCCCUUCAGGCACUUAAAUUACUACUAGUACCUUGGUGUUACGGCAUGUAUGAUUGUGCUAUAUAGGAGUUACUUCUACAGGUUUCAUCAUGACACACACACCUUUUAACCAUCCAUCAUGUUUGUUUUCUUAUUUAUAUCUGUAUACUGUUCAUGUACAUAGUAUGAUUCAAGUCAAAAUUGUUCAUGUUGUGUAAAAGAAAUAUUUAGUUUGUGAUGUACCUCAAUCUUUAUUUAGGUAAUAGAAAUUUUGUGAAUAUUCUGACUAUCAGAGUGAAAUAAUUCAUUAUACAACGAUAAAAUGUAAUAUGCCUUGGUUGUAUUAUAUUCAUCCAUUUAUAAUGCUUAGGUUAUGGUGUGAAGAUAUAAUAUUUAUAUACUAGUAAAAUAGAAUACAGAUGGCAUGUAUAAAAUACCCCCUAAUUUUGAUUUGAUUCCCGUUUGCUUUUGUUAUUAAAAGGAUAGAAAUUUAUUUUGUGUGGGAGAAUUGCUAGGUUUUUGGUGCUAGAUUUUUUUUCAUAUUCAUAUCAUACUCUAGUAUUUGUAUCACAUUUUGCUUCUUUCCUUUUUUAGGGGGUUAUAUUGGAACUGGAUUCCUACUUUGUGCCCAAUUUUUAGGGUAGUCUUGAUGUAUACCCUUUCGUUAAUCAAUUAGAAAUAUAUUUUCAAUUUGGUUUGAAAAAUAAAAGCCAUUCAAUCUUAAUUAUAAAAAAAGAAUGCUUUGGAGCAUACUGUAAAUAUUUUGUUUCUUGACAAAUAUUGUGGUAUGAAAGAAAUGAUAAAUAGUGCAUCAUUCUAGCUAGCAGAUAUUUUAAGACUUGAAUGAAAUGUUGCAUCAUGGGUAAAAAUCCAGGAACUUCGUGAGUAGUUUAGGUCUCCAGUUGAUGCUGUCCAAUUGGCUAUGGUAUAUUGACUUUCAUUCAGUGAUAGUUUGUUAUUUGGAUAUCAAAGUAAUGUUCACUUACUUGGUAUAAUGUGAAGAGUAACUUGCUUAAAAUUUCAUUGCCAAGUUGAAUG
Molecule: messenger RNA, 5153 nt
Organism: Lytechinus pictus (painted urchin)
Lineage: Eukaryota; Metazoa; Echinodermata; Echinoidea; Temnopleuroida; Toxopneustidae
Product: programmed cell death protein 10-like
Exons: 7
Coding region: 365-997 (210 amino acids)
Biological process (GO): positive regulation of MAP kinase activity; regulation of Golgi organization
Cellular component (GO): FAR/SIP/STRIPAK complex
Molecular function (GO): protein kinase binding
Source: RefSeq, a predicted model, not a curated record